This is a messenger RNA of Nerophis lumbriciformis (worm pipefish), 3076 nucleotides long. RefSeq names its product v-myb avian myeloblastosis viral oncogene homolog-like 2b (gene mybl2b). Gene Ontology annotation, cellular component: nucleus. Gene Ontology annotation, molecular function: RNA polymerase II cis-regulatory region sequence-specific DNA binding; DNA-binding transcription factor activity, RNA polymerase II-specific. Gene Ontology annotation, biological process: regulation of DNA-templated transcription. Lineage: Eukaryota; Metazoa; Chordata; Actinopteri; Syngnathiformes; Syngnathidae. The record is from RefSeq and is a predicted model, not a curated record.
UCGUUGGCUUUCAGUGGAGGAGGAAGGGCGCGAGAUAGAAAUCCAGGAGCGCGCACAGUCGGGCGCGGAGCUACGGCUGCCUCGGUACGUUAGCCGUUAAAACUAAACAUCCACCCAGGCUCCAAAAAAGCCACUCUUGACACGGACAUUCGAAGAAAAAUACAACGUUUGUGUACAUGACGUGAAAGGGGCCGCGAGACGAGCUGUUUGGUGGCAAACAACAGAAAAAGGUUGGACAAAAUGUCCUGGCGGCUGCGCGGGGAGGAUGGGGAGGACAGCAUGCAUCCUGACACCGACUCUGAUGUGGCAGAGCUGAGAGAAGGUGCCAAAGUCAAAGUCAAGUGGACACAGGAGGAGGAUGAAAAGCUGAAAGCCCUGGUUCAGAAAUGUGGACAGAGCGACUGGAAGGAAGUAGCCGCGCACAUACCUAAUCACACUGAACACCAAUGUCAACACCGCUGGAUUAAAGUUUUGGAUCCCGACUUGAUUAAAGGCCCUUGGACUAAAGAGGAGGACGACAAGGUCAUAGAGCUUGUCAAUCUCUAUGGUUACAAACAAUGGGCGGUGGUAGCCAAGCAUCUGAAGGGAAGGCUUGGGAAGCAGUGCAGAGAGCGCUGGCACAACCACCUCAACCCCAAUGUGAAGAAGUCUUCAUGGACGGCCGAGGAGGACCUCAUCAUCUAUAAGGCUCGCUGUCUGCUGGGCAACCGCUGGGCUGAGAUCGCAAAGCUGCUGCCGGGAAGGACUGACAAUGCGGUGAAGAAUCACUGGAAUUCAACCAUCAAGCGCAAGGUAGAAAUGGGCUUCUACGCACGGGAGGAUUUGAAGCUGAACGAGGUGGAGGAGCUGUUAACCCGUGUUAAGGAUGUCCAGAUGCCUAAUUGCUAUCAAGAGAGUGCUGACCUCACCCCGGGGCAGGAAACGCACACCCCAUUGCAAGAAAUGCCCGACUCCGCAGCUGUUGAGGGUGACCUGAUGGAUGAAGCAGGUCCUUCUAUUGUCGUCCCCUCCCCUAAGGAUAGUUCAAGUCCUGUGUCAGAAGCAGACAACAUGGGGGAGAUUAAUUCUACCAGCUGGGUGGUGGACAACUCUGUUUUUCUUUCCCCUACUGGUCCACUGAGGGAGGUCUUAGAAAUGGUAGAUGGGGAUCUCGAUGUCUGGUGUAACCUGGAAGCGUUCGACUUGCCUGAAGACAGCCCAAGCCCAGAGCGCCACCAGUUCCGCCUGGAGGGCAGCGCCCUGCAGGAGUUGAGCAGAGGAAACCGAGGAGAACUUAUACCCAUUUCUCCUGGUGGGGUCACUCCCCCUUCCAGACUGAGUCACAGAAGUCGUAGACGUGUGGCCCUGUCCCCUGAUGGAAGUAGCGCGAUGACACCUAAGAGCACACCCGUGAAAAUUCUACCCUUUUCACCUUCUCAAUUCUUGAACAUGUGGACCAAGCAGGAUACUCAUGACCUGGAGAACCCAUCGCUGACAUCCACGCCAGUAUGCAGCCAGAAAGCCACCGUUACCACUCCUCUACAGCGAGACAAGACCCCCAUCACUCAAAAGAAACACUCCGUAUUUGUCACACCCAAUCACAAGUCCGAGCUCUGCACGAUGCCACGUACUCCAACGCCGUUCAAAAAUGCCAUGGAGAAGUACGGCCCUCUACAGCCUCUGCCUCAGACUCCGAACCUUGAGGAUGACAUAAAUGAAGUCAUCCUAAGAGAUGUGGGGAUGGACUUGACUGUCCAACUUCCAUCUGUUCCCGAGCAAAGGCGCAAAGCAAUGCAUCGACCGCCUAUGAAAAAAGUGCGUAAGUCAUUGGCCCUGGAUGACUGCCAAGUGAUGCCCAAAUCCAAACGCAAAUCUAAGAGUGAAGCCAAGUAUACCAAGGAAGAACCUGUGAUGGUUCAUAUAAGCUCCUCAUUUUGCAAUAAAACUGGUGAAAAUAUUCUGGAUCAGGGUUUCCUUUUGGGACCGUGUGACAGCACCAUAUUUCCUGGUGCGGUGCCUCCACCUCUAAUGUCCAAAGAAUGGGAGACACUUGUGUGCGGACAAACUAAAGAUCAGCUCAUCAUGACGGAGAAAGCGAGGCGCUACCUGCGCUCCCUGAAGACCAACGCUCCAAACAGAGCGCUGGUGUUGUCUUAGAUCACUCGCACUCCCGUACCAGCUCGUCACACAAACACAACAGAUAGUUGUGUUGUUUGCCCUUGUGACGAACUGCCUGGUAAAUGUGUGUGUGAACACAUGACGAGUCGCCACCUUGUGCACAGUGGAGCCUCAACUUCAGCAAGGACAAGAUAUAAACGCUUUUUUGAUUGUGUCUCAUUUCAAAGGCAUCUCGAAAGUCUGAAAACAAGGUAAUGAUAUUGCAUUGAUUGUAACGACAGCCAAGCAUCUUUACAAGGCAAUACAGAACACUUCAAAUUCACAAACAAGACUUGCAUUGAUGAGACAGAUUUUACAUUGCAUAUUGCAUUUGUAAUUUUAUAAUGUGCAAAGUAUAUACUGUGCAUCGUCUACUCGAUGUCCAGAACUGUGUUUUUUUUGCAUGUGGUGUAAAUUCAAACAUAUUUAGCAUUGAGAGGUUAAUUUAAAAAGUGUUACAUGAACAUUGCCUUGGAAAAUAUCCAGUCGUUUCACUACCAGCAAUUAAUUUAAGUGACUGGAAAUGUAUCAAACACUUGAAUGUGGUUCUGAAGCACGGAAUGAUUGACAGCAGGGAUACACAAGCUUGAUUGUGUCAUGUACAGUUUGUAAAUAUUUAUUGUUUUUUUUUUCUUUCACUUUAAAGUGUAGUCACAAUUUAGGCCUUAUAAGAUAUGCCCAGCAUUGGAAACAUUUUUAAACAGUUUAUAAGACUUCUGUAAAUAUCCAUCCAUUUUCUACGGCUUGUCCCUUGCCGGGUUGUGUGGGGUGCUGGAGCCUAUCCCAGCUGCACACGGGCGGAAGGCGGGGUGAAGACGUUCAAAUUAGCAAAAGCGAACAUCAAUUUACCAGGUAAGUAGGGUCAAUAACGGGCUGAUGUGAUUUGUUCUGUUUGUUGCGUUGUAGUGUGUGUAACGUCUUUUAAUAAAAUAUUACAUCU